Molecule: messenger RNA, 4828 nt
Organism: Anopheles bellator
Lineage: Eukaryota; Metazoa; Arthropoda; Insecta; Diptera; Culicidae
Gene: Sara
Product: zinc finger FYVE domain-containing protein 9
Exons: 4
Coding region: 1-4149 (1382 amino acids)
Biological process (GO): endosomal transport
Cellular component (GO): early endosome membrane
Molecular function (GO): metal ion binding
Source: RefSeq, a predicted model, not a curated record
AUGGACCUGGUGGACAUUGACAAAGUGUUAGAUGACUUGGAAUUGAACGAGGACGAUGGGCGCAGCAACUGCCAGGGAACGAUUGACUCCAGACCGGCUAUCAAACGCGGAACGGAUUCUUUGAAUGGAGGGAAAUCGGAAACAACCCCAACGGUAACGGCUGUUCCGCCAGUGCACGAAAAAUCAAAGUUGAAGGCGAACGUCGUGAAUGUGGCAACGGUCUUUUCGAGCCUCAACGAAUACGUCAACGCUGGCGGUACGGAACUGGGCAGUGGGAAACUGGCCGAAAAGCGCGAAAUCAACGAGCUGAGUGUGCCAACGGAGCGCAAACCGCUUCUAACACCACAAUCGAACUCGUCUAUUUCGUCGGAUUUGAAAACAUCGUCGAUUGCCGGCAACACGUCGUCGGCGGCACUGUCUCCGCAAACUGAAACGUCUCCCGCUUCUUCACCGGACUCGUCGGCUAUAUCGGCCACGUCUGGCUCAUCCCGUGGAGCCUCCACGUCCAGGUCUUCGUCCUCGGCGUCAUCGUCUUCGUCUUCCGCAUCGACCAGCGAUGCGGAGGAGGAAAAUGAGGAUGGCUUACGGAGGGCCACGGAGGGCAGAGAGGGCCACACGCACGAGAAACUUCCCGAGGAGAUAUCCUCGCUCAGUGAGGAAGACUAUGUGCUUGGUUCAUCGUCGGUGACCACACUCGCAACGACGAACGAAGGAGGCAAGAAAGAACUCGGCGGUCCAAGCGAUCCCCAGGAUACGUCCGCGUUCUCUUACCGCAACAGUCUCUACUCAGACACACUCAGUAAUGAUGUGAUCAAUCUGGAAGGCAUCUCGUCGAUCUCAUCGAUCGUGGCCGUAGAUCUGACAAAGAGUGGCCAAGGUGCAGUCGGUCGCGAAAAACCACUCGCUGACGGGGCACCCGUGGCGAAGGAUGAAAUCGAAACGGAGCAGGAAGACGGCGAGCGUCCGGCUAAGGCAACGGCCGGUGCGGAAUGUGAAGUACAGAAACCAAUCGUAGGAUUUGAAUCGACGAUGGACGAUGUUUCCGACACGGAGCUGGAGAGUUAUUUGCAGGAAUUGGAAGAGUUUGACUUUCGAAGUGUUAACGUGGAAACGGUCGCUUCACCGAAACUCGACACGGAACCCAAUGCAAUCUGCAAUGAGCUUGUGCCCGAGCCUCGGCCACCGGUUGUUGGUGAUGAAACGAUCGCAGUGAAAGAUCCCGUCGAACAGACCAGCAUCGACAGUCGCAGUGAUGAUGAUAUCAGUCCGGGAUCGUCGCGCGGAGACAACGAUGAAGAUCUAAUUUCCCAAGCUUCUACGCUGGAAUUCAAUGAUCUAGCGAUGGCCGCGGCCACGGCCGCAACUUCUUCAGUAAUUCCACCUCCUGACGCUACCGCACAGGCAACCAUUCCGGAUCUUCCCGAUGAUAUUCAAGAUGUUACGGUGCCGGUGGACACAGAAGCAAAUGGGGACUUCCCGCUGGAUGAGGACGGUAGUGAGAUCCGAUUCAUCGAUUGUACGGAAACAGAAUCGGAACGUCGUGUGGUGGUACCAGAAAGUGACGUUAGCCGACGGGCUUCACACCCCGAACGACCAACUUCGUUGGAGCUGGCCAGUACGAUAACGGGAGAUAACGGACAACAGGACGAGCACCAUCAGCAGCAGGCACAGAUCGAUAAACCAUCCUCUCCCGGCCACACACCACCCUCGUCCCAUGGGAUCGAGUGCGAUCCGGGGCUAACUCUAUCGUCGACCAGUUCGGAUGAUUUUGCAACCUCUAUCGGUGCGGCCGAUCAACAGCACGAUCCGCACGCGGAUGAGAUCGCCAUUCGAGCCGCGAUGGCCGAUCCCAUACAAUCCCCGUUGGCUCCCACGGUGAUUCCACCGACGCUCGUGCCGCUGUUAAGCUCUGCCCAAGCACAACUGGGAAAAGUGCAACCGUUCUGGAUUCCGGACAAUGCGACCAAGUUCUGUAUGCAAUGCAAGCAAAAGUUUUCCGUCAUCAAGCGCCGUCAUCACUGCCGGGCGUGUGGCCAGCUUCUCUGCUCUUCCUGCUGCUGUUUGAAAGCGAAGCUCGAAUAUUUGGGCGACGUCGAGGCACGCAUCUGCCUCGAGUGUGACGUGAUACUGAGCAUUCAACAGCAGCAAGCACUCGAAGCAGGCCAGAUAGGCGCCCCCGGUGAGGUGGCAUCCGGCUAUCGGCAACCGAACCCCAACAAUCCGAUGGAAUACUGCUCUGUGAUUCCGCCGCUCCAACAGGCAGCGGCCACUGGCCAACCGCAAUCGCCCAUCUCGGUAAUGGUGCCGGUCGGGGUCUUGAAGCGAGCGGGAGCACCACGCAACGUGCGCAAGGAUAAGAACGUCAUCUUCAGCGAUGGCAUCCGACCUGGCUGUGAUUUAACGGAACUCGAUCAAAACUGGGACGCAGUUCCGGCGCGAACGUCACCACCGCGUACCCGCAAACCGAACCGCGUCCAAACGCCUCCCGGAGUUGAGGAGGAUACCGCUCCGACGGGUGUUAGUUUGCUCACGACGUCCCUUAUCCCACCGGAAGAUCACAAACUUCCACCGGUGCUGAAGCGCAUCACUCCCACGGAGAGCAAGCUAGUGGAGAUCGAGAACGAUGCGUCCCUCAUCGAGGGCUUGCGGGAAGUCAUGUUAACGUUUGCGGUGCAGAAAAACUUUCACGUGUACGUGACGAUCGUGGAACUGGCGUGCUGCACCAAUCAGACGGUCAUAAACUUCACGACGCACGGGUUGCAAUACGUUGGACAGGACGAAGUGAUCAUUCUGCUCGAGUUGGGCGAUUCACAGGCCCUUCCGAAGGAUAUGUUUGUGCAUCUGAACGAGCUGUACUGUGAGGCGGAUCGGGGCAAUAUUAUCACGGAAUUGGGCUUCUCGCCUGCGCGGACAAACCAUUUUCUCGGCUCGAAAAACCAUGGCGGAUUUCUGUAUGUGCGACCCACGUUUCAGUGCAUGAAGGGGCUGAUCUUGCCGGAAGCUCCGUACCUGGUCGGCAUUCUUAUCCAUCGGUGGGAAGUGCCGUGGGCAAAAGUACUUCCGCUGCGGUUGAUGCUACGCCUGGGAGCCCUCUACCGGUACUACCCCAGUCCGCACGUAAGCGUACGGGAACGGGAAGCCGUGUACGUGGAGAUUGCCCAAACGAUUGUGAAUCUGUUCGCCGACUUCCGUCACUUUAGCUACACCAUUCCGAGUGUCCGGGGGAUGGUGAUCCACAUGGAAGAUCGCAAGACAAGUAUUCUGAUCCCGCGCAACCGCUACGAAAAGGUCGUGAAGGUGGUAGACGGUUCGAGCGAACAGCUACUGGCGGUGGUCGGCAACUUUAGCAAGGUGGCCGAUGGCCAUCUAGUGUGUCUGCAGAACACCGAAUCGGGCUGCCCGGAGGCGACACAGUAUACGACGCAGGCGAUCAACAUCGACGGCAAACCGCAGAAGGUGAUGGGCGCGAUCUUCCUGGUGCUGAAUGGGUCGCUAAAGCCCAACUCGGGCCUCCUCGGGAAGUCAACUAUUGUGGAGGACGGAUUGAUGGUGUACAUACCACCGGUGAAGCUGCAACUGGUAAAAGAAGCGCUGAAGGCGAUGAAGGACUACCGGAUCGUGUGCGGACCGAGCGACGGGGACGAGAGUCAGAAUGAGGUGGUUUCCAUCGAGUGGACGUCGAACGACUUGAAUUUCAACAUCGGUGUCACCUCACCCAUCGAUCGUAAGCCGUUCGACGGUGUGCCUAGUAUACGCGUGAACCGAGGAACGGACUACUCCAACGCGAACCACAUAAUCCGUUGGACGGAGGUUUUUAUUUUGCAGGGAGACGAAGAAUCGAACCAACCGGGAGAUCCCAUAAAUAUGUCGAAGCUAUCGGAAACCAUCGCCAAAACGGCCUGCGUAGCAUUGGUCGCUUUCCUCGAUCUCCUAGCGUCGAACGGACACACGAAGAUAGGCCUACGUAUCAGUGCUAAUCGCGAUCAGAUGUCGUAUGUGGCGGGCAGUGGUGGAAGCAAGCUGGCGCCGCUCUACUCGAAUGCCCUCGGACAGGAGGUGAUGGUGAUGCUGCAGCGGCAAGUCAGUGCACUCCAUCUUGAUCAGCAUGACAUCGUGAUCGAGCUAAUUUUUCACAUUCUGGACAAAUAGACGUUCAAUGCGAUAGGCAAAAGUGGCCAAAAAUGUUGUCACCAAAAACAACCAGCGGACAGGAGAAACCCUAAGAAGUAAUCCGUUUCAAAACAAUUCCAACCUCAGUUUGCGUACGGCUCUUUUGUUCCGUAGGGCUACUGACAGCCAUUAAGAAUGGCUUUUGUAUGAUUUUAAAAUUUACUUUUACUUCGGUGAGGCCGCGGCGAAGAGUGAGAUGUGGUUGUCACAAGAUGUGGCCUAGAGACUGCUGUAAGGAAACGGAAACAGAUUAACAACUCGGUGGCCAGUAGUUGAAGAGUAGGGUCCGCUCCGCUGUGCGGGAUUGCCAAGCAUCCCAGCCUCGGGCAGCUGUGGAUAGAUUGCUGAACGUACACACCAGUAGCAUGCCGUGAAUAUAUAGUGUCUAAAGAGUAUACAUUAACAUAGAUAUACAUAUACAUACACACACACACACACACACUAUAUAUAUAAAUAUAUAUAUAUUUCUAUAUAGUUAAAAUUAUUGAAUUGACGAAGCAGCAGGAAAGCAACUUUAUUAUGCCGCCACUAAGCGAGGCAAUGAGGAAAAGGAUAUUUAUAUUUGAUUUGGGCGUUUUAGCGCUAGAAGGGAACUCUCCAGGACGGCAGCAAAAGGGCGUAUCGGUAUCGCGAUAGAAUGUUACUAAACCCGUAAACG